AUGGAGCGCGUAAUAAGAGAGUUGGAGUCGGAAAGAGCCGCCCCAGUCGCCGGGGAAGCGGGCGGUCAGUACGGGCUCCCGCGGCCCCGAGGCUCCGAGCGACCGCCUCCGGACCCUGCGUGGACCCGACCUGCGCGCCCCCGCCCCGCAACGCCCCGGCCCCCCGCCCGGCGCCGCCCAUGGCCGAGGCCCCCGCGCCGCCUCGGCCUGGGCCCCCCGCCCGGGGACGCCCCCCGCGCGGAGUUGGUGGCGCUCACGGCCGUGCAGAGUGAACAGGGUGAGGCGGGCGGGGGCGGCUCUCCGCGUCGCCUGGGCCUUCUGGGCAGCCCCCUGCCGCCGGGCGCGCCCCUCCCUGGGCCGGGCUCCGGCUCGGGCUCCGCCUGCGGCCAGCGCUCCUCCGCCGCGCACAAGCGCUGCCGCCUGCAGAACUGGGUCUACAACGUGCUGGAGCGGCCCCGUGGGUGGGCCUUCGUCUACCACGUCUUCAUAUUUUUGCUAGUCUUCAGCUGCCUGGUGCUGUCUGUGCUGUCCACCAUCCAGGAGCACCAGGAACUUGCCAACGAGUGUCUCCUUAUCUUGGAAUUCGUGAUGAUCGUGGUCUUUGGUUUGGAGUAUAUAAUCCGUGUCUGGUCAGCUGGAUGCUGUUGUCGCUACAGAGGAUGGCAGGGCCGCUUCCGCUUCGCCAGGAAACCCUUCUGUGUCAUCGACUUCAUCGUGUUCGUGGCCUCGGUGGCGGUGAUCGCCGCAGGCACACAGGGCAACAUCUUUGCUACGUCUGCGCUGCGCAGUAUGCGCUUCCUGCAGAUCCUGCGCAUGGUGCGUAUGGACCGCCGCGGUGGCACCUGGAAGCUGUUGGGAUCGGUGGUCUACGCGCACAGUAAGGAGCUGAUCACCGCCUGGUACAUCGGGUUCCUGGUGCUCAUCUUCGCCUCUUUCCUCGUUUACCUGGCUGAGAAGGAUGCCAACUCUGACUUCUCCUCCUAUGCCGACUCGCUCUGGUGGGGGACGAUUACACUGACGACCAUUGGCUAUGGCGACAAGACGCCACAUACAUGGCUGGGCAGGGUUCUGGCUGCCGGCUUCGCCUUACUGGGCAUCUCCUUCUUUGCCCUGCCUGCCGGCAUCCUGGGCUCUGGCUUUGCCCUGAAGGUCCAGGAGCAGCAUAGGCAGAAACACUUUGAGAAGCGGAGGAUGCCAGCAGCUAACCUCAUCCAGGCUGCGUGGCGCCUGUAUUCCACUGACACGAGCCGGGCCUAUUUGACAGCCACCUGGUAUUACUAUGACAGCAUUCUCCCGUCUUUCAGAGAGCUGGCCCUCUUGUUUGAGCAUAUACAACGGGCCCGCAAUGGGGGCCUACGGCCCCUGGAGGUGAGGCGGGCGCCAGUACCUGAUGGAGCACCCUCCCGCUACCCGCCCGUUGCCACCUGCCACCGGCCGGGCAGUGCCUCCUUCUGCCCUGGGGAAAGCAGCCGGAUGGGCAUCAAAGACCGGAUCCGAAUGAGCAGCUCCCAGAAGCGGACAGGCCCUUCCAAGCAGCAUCUGGCACCCCCACCGAUUCCCACCUCGCCAAGCAGUGAGCAGGUGGGUGAAGCAUCCAGCCCCAGCAAGGUGCAGAAAAGCUGGAGCUUCAAUGACCGCACCCGCUUCCGGGCCUCUCUAAGACUCAAGCCCCGCUGCUCUACUGAGGAGGGCCCCUCGGAGGAAGUAGCUGAGGAGAAGAGCUACCAGUGUGAGCUCACGGUGGAUGAUGUCAUGCCCGCUGUGAAGACAGUCAUCCGUUCUGUCAGGAUUCUGAAGUUCCUGGUAGCCAAAAGGAAAUUCAAGGAGACACUGCGGCCAUACGAUGUGAAGGACGUCAUCGAGCAGUAUUCAGCGGGACACCUGGAUAUGCUGGGGCGGAUCAAGAGCCUGCAAGCUCGGGUGGACCAAAUUGUGGGUCGAGGGCCGGGGGACCGCAAGACUCGGGAGAAGGGCGAUAAGGGUCCAUCAGACACGGAAGCAGUGGAUGAAAUCAGCAUGAUGGGGCGCGUAGUCAAGGUGGAAAAGCAGGUGCAGUCCAUCGAGCACAAGCUUGAUCUGCUGCUGGGCUUCUACUCCCGCUGCCUACGCUCUGGCACCUCGGCCAGCCUGGGCACCGUGCAAGUGCCGCUCUUCGACCCCGACAUCACCUCGGACUACCACAGCCCUGUAGACCACGAGGACAUCUCUGUCUCGGCACAGACGCUCAGCAUCUCUCGCUCAGUCAGCACCAACAUGGACUGAAGGGCUUCUCAGGGGCGGGGCAGCCUUCGGUUUGCCCCUCGGACUCACCCCGAGGCCUCUGGACUCCUCUCUUACUUGAACUCGCUCCCUGCCAGGGAGAGAGGCCAUACGCAGUAUUGAGCUGUCUGGGUGGGCGAGAUACCCGAUGCCGGGUGCCAGCGCCCCAGGAGCAUGAAAUGCCAGGCCACGUGGUGGGCCACAGCAAUGGCUGACCGGAGGCCUCUGGGCGGUCCCGGACCCUGCCCGCUCCAUCAAGGCGCAAUGUGGCCCGCCUGGCAGGGGCUCUGCCCGAGGAAUGUGAGCAGAGCGCUGGGGCCGCGUCCCCGACCCAGCUUCUAGCUAUGCAAGGUGAGGUCUUCAGGCCCGCCCUUCCAGGCAGAGCAGGGAAGCCCUCCUGCCAAGCCCCGCCCCACCCGGGGACGGGCCCAAGGUGCCCCCACAGGUGCCCACAAAGCACAGGACUCUGCCAUAAGGUAGAUGGGCAUCAUAUAUGCAAACUAUGUUAAAUAUGCAACUUUAGGGACCCCCAUGGGGUUCCUCUGCCCCUCCCUCACUGGGAGAUGGACCCCAGCAGUAGCUGGUCUCAGGCUGCUUGGCCAUAUUCCACCCCCAUUCUUUGACUUAUCAUCCAUCCUCACCCAGCAUGGGGCCUAAACCUCUCUGUCCUCUCACGAGGGCAGUACCCGGGCCCUUUGCCCCUUUGGAGGUGUCACCUCAGGGGCUUCCUCUUGCUGCUGGAUGUCCAUUCCCAUCGGCACUCCAAACAGUUUUGACAGCACUAGUUUCUGUAUUUUCUCCAAACCUACCAGACAGUGGCCGACCACCAGAAACCACAAGCAUGGCCCUUUUAUUUCUCCAGCAGAAUGUCGCACACACUGAUGCACACGACACCACGCACACUGAUGCACACGACACCACGAACAUCGAUGCACACGACACCACGCACACUUGAAGGCGUGAACACAAAGCCACUUGAUCUUUCCCGGGCAGAACAGGAGGAUUUAGAGCACCCACAUGUCUCCCCAGGCCCUGCCUCAGAGUUUGACUUGCUCCCCUCCUCAAAAAAAGGUUCCAGGAGUCCUCUGGUUGCCCUAAGGACUACCUUGGUGUCCCCACAGUGUAACUCAGGCCUAGUCUCAGCGAGGACACAUGCAUCCAGUGCUACAGCCACUGCACCUGGCUCUCACGGGCACCGGUCUCUGCCCCACUUUCUCGUUUCUAUUGGCAGCACAGCAUAUUGGCACAAAUGCCCAAACACUGCAGGCCCCAUCACCCGUUUUAGGUCCCUACCCUUCUGUCCCUCUCCUGCUAAGCUAAUGCAGGUGGCAAGAGAGUGAGGGGUGGGGUUCCAAUGAUAACACUCUGGGGGGUGAUGGGAAUAAGGGGUUGAGGCCGAACUGUCUGCAUCUCAUACUGGGACCUGCAUGUACCAGUGCCAGGGCUUGGGUUGAAUCCUGCUCAACCCUAUGGUGCCCAAUCUCUGCCCUGCCAUCUGCAUGUACCAUCAUGCCCUGGAGGGAGCGCAUCCUGGCUCUCACUUCACUCGCAUUGUAUUGCCCCCUGGGGAGCCCCUCCACCACCUCAGAGAUGAAGUUGUACAGAGGGUGUGGAGAAUAAGGUUAUCCUGUGACCAAAGGAGACAUGGGAAGAAGCCCCCCACUUCCGCGACCGAGGGUCCCCCACCAACCCGGUUCUCAGAUAUGCAAGUACCUCACUUUGUUAACUUAAUUAACUUAUGGGUUUCAUUAAAGUUUUCAGUAGGAA
Rattus rattus (black rat) is the source of this 4026-nucleotide messenger RNA. RefSeq names its product potassium voltage-gated channel subfamily Q member 4 (gene Kcnq4). The record is from RefSeq and is a predicted model, not a curated record. Gene Ontology annotation, molecular function: voltage-gated potassium channel activity. NCBI's taxonomy places the organism in Eukaryota, Metazoa, Chordata, Mammalia, Rodentia, Muridae. Gene Ontology annotation, biological process: potassium ion transport; transmembrane transport. Gene Ontology annotation, cellular component: membrane.